AUGCCUACGCGUAGCGGGCUUCAGUACGAACGACCAUUACUAAAUUACGAAAGGAACAAUAUGGUUCAACCGAUAUUAUUGACCGACGAGCAGUUUCAAGCGCUUUUGCGGCAAGUUGGUGCUGCACAUCCCGUCGGAAAUGACGCAAAUGGUCAUUUUGCGAAGUGCAAUGCACGGUUCGAUGGCCUAUCUGACGUUGAAGCCUUCCUAGACUCAAUAUCCACCUAUAAGGACUGUCUCAAAAUUAGCGACGUCAACGCAUUACGAGGGCUUCCAAUGUUAUUAGACGGUCUAGCGGCUACUUGGUGGCAAGGUAUUAAACAAACCACUCUCACGUGGGAGGACGCUGUUAAGGCUUUGUAG
This is a messenger RNA of Photinus pyralis (common eastern firefly), 363 nucleotides long. Its product is annotated as activity-regulated cytoskeleton associated protein 2-like. The record is from RefSeq and is a predicted model, not a curated record. Bases 1 to 363 code for a protein of 120 amino acids. The transcript has a single exon. Lineage: Eukaryota; Metazoa; Arthropoda; Insecta; Coleoptera; Lampyridae.